AUGGCCUCUCCCCGUCCUGCCUCCCCUCUCACUUCGGGUGCCGAGUCCGGUCCUGACUCCAAGUCUGCUGGAGCUGGAGCUGUUGCCGCCUCCGGCUCCUCUAUCGGACGUACCUCUUCCCCUACUGCCCCCGGUGGUCCUCGCGCUGCUAUGCGCCGCCGUGCUGCAGCCGACCACAAGGAGUCUCUUCGCAAUGCCCGCCCCAGCUCAACCCGCUCUGCUGGUGCUGGUGGUUCGUCCGGCACCAUGCUGAAGCUGUACACUGACGAGAGCCCCGGUCUGCGGGUGGAUCCCGUCGUCGUCCUGGUGCUGAGUCUUGGAUUCAUCUUCUCCGUUGUCGGUCUACACGUCAUCGCGAAGAUCACCCGCAAGUUCUCCGCUUGA
Penicillium taxi is the source of this 384-nucleotide messenger RNA. RefSeq names its product SEC61-beta family protein. Gene Ontology annotation, cellular component: Sec61 translocon complex. Lineage: Eukaryota; Fungi; Ascomycota; Eurotiomycetes; Eurotiales; Aspergillaceae. The coding region runs from base 1 to 384 and encodes 127 amino acids. The record is from RefSeq and is a predicted model, not a curated record. The transcript has 3 exons. Gene Ontology annotation, biological process: intracellular protein transport.